CUCCACUCAUUUCCUUUCUUUUCUUUUCCUUUUCUUCUUUCCUCUGACACGGUAGCCCACUUCUGCCUCUGUCCGCUCCGUGAUGGCAUCCCCCAGGCUGGAGACCUUCUGCUGCCCGAACCGGGACUCUGCCACGGAGUUCGUGGUGUCCUUCCAGCCGGUUCUGUUCGGGGCUCUGAGUGUGGCCAGUGCGGCUCUCAGCCUCUGUUUGGCGGUUUUACAAAUUCUACCCAAACGCAAAGGAUACAGAAGACUUGGACAGUACCCUCUGCCCAGACCUGCGUCCUCCUCCAGAAUCCUGUUCAUCGUCAGUAUCUGUGACAUACUGGGAUGCACAGGUAUCGUUGUCAGAUCAUCUGUGUGGCUGGGUGUACCGAGCAUCAUUGACCAAAUUUCCGAGGCCAACAGCACUGAUGUCUUGCCUGAGGUCUUCUGUGUUGGAAGCGCAAUGUGGAUCCAGCUGUUUUUCAGUGCCUCAUUCUGGUGGACCUUUUGUUACGCUGUUGACGUCUUCCUGGUGGUGAAAACAUCGGCAGGAAUCAGUACGAUUAUUCUCUAUCACAUGAUCACUUGGGGUCUGGCUGUGUUGCUGUGUAUUGAAGGGGUGGCCAUGCUCUACUACCCAUCCAUCUCAGAUUGUGAGCAAGGCCUCCAACACGCAAUACCUCACUACGUCACCACAUACGCUCCAAUGCUGCUGGUUCUUAUAGUGAACCCUGUGUUUUUUAACAGGACUAUAUCUGCCGUGACAUCAUUACUCAAAGGUCGACAAGGAAUCUAUACGGAAAACGAAAGACGGCUGGCCAAUGAGAUAAAACUACGCUUCUUUAAAAUAAUGCUGGUGUUCUUUGUUUGCUGGAUUCCUAACAUCAUCAACGAGAGUCUCCUCUUCUUCCUGGAGAUGCAGACAGAUAUCAAUGACAACAGUUUAAGGAAUAUCAAGAAUGCAGCUCUUAUCACGUGGUUUAUAAUGGGUAUCUUGAACCCCAUGCAGGCGUUCCUCAACACGCUGGCGUUUCAUGGCUGGACAGGGUUCGAUGUUGAUUUCAGCAUGCAGCGGAGGAGGGAGCUGACCUGGGAUUCCGUUUCUACAUCAGUGCCAAACGCCGGAGGAAAUAACACCUUGGGAACUACUCUGCUGUACCAGAGUCAUGUCCAGGAUGUCAAGAGGAACCUGAUCGGCAACGGACAGCACCAGUCCGACGCCAUCAGUGUCCUGUCAGAAGGUUCAGAGUCUAGUACAGUUGAAAUCCACAUUUCCAGCGAAGUACGAGACUAUGACGACGUAGACGCUGACGGAGAAUCCUUGGAGAACUCUGUGAGGCACUAGCUGGGGUCGCCAACAACCUGCCCAUUACGCUGUGCUGUUUCUGUUUUGUUUUACAUUUUGUGGCCUCUAUUACACUACUGAGAGUCUCUCAAAUAUCAACUGGUCAUGUGGAUUCAUUAGCUGAUACAAUGGGACAGAUCUACGGCUCCAUUCCAAACCUUUCAUUUCUCUAUAAAGCAUUUUAAAUCUCUACAACAGUGCAGUGUUUUACUUCAGGCGACUCACAGCAACUGGAGUCUUUUGUCACUGUUACUUCAUAAAACAUUUCAUGGCCUUUUCUUAUUGAUGCCUAACAGCCUGACCUUUAAAACUGCCUGUGGAUCAUUACCCCUGGCAAUGUCACUAAAACUGAUGUGAUAUGCAUUCUUGCCAAAGUGCCUGCGGGGCACAAAUCUUUAAUAAGCUAAUUAGUGUCUUUUCUGGAAACAGUAUGUAACAUGUACUGAUUUAUAAAUCUCAUGUCCAUUUUGUAUUUUUUGCACUCCUAUUUUAUAUUAAAUACCCAAGUUAUUUCUUACA
Sphaeramia orbicularis (orbiculate cardinalfish) is the source of this 1849-nucleotide messenger RNA. It is a transcript of the gene gpr143, whose product is annotated as G protein-coupled receptor 143. Gene Ontology annotation, cellular component: melanosome membrane; plasma membrane. Lineage: Eukaryota; Metazoa; Chordata; Actinopteri; Kurtiformes; Apogonidae. The record is from RefSeq and is a predicted model, not a curated record. The transcript is spliced from 9 exons. Gene Ontology annotation, molecular function: dopamine binding; L-DOPA receptor activity; L-tyrosine binding. Gene Ontology annotation, biological process: cell surface receptor signaling pathway; G protein-coupled receptor signaling pathway; regulation of calcium-mediated signaling. The coding region runs from base 83 to 1330 and encodes 415 amino acids.